This is a messenger RNA of Nerophis lumbriciformis (worm pipefish), 6428 nucleotides long. RefSeq names its product UDP-glucose glycoprotein glucosyltransferase 2 (gene uggt2). Gene Ontology annotation, biological process: ERAD pathway. Gene Ontology annotation, cellular component: endoplasmic reticulum. Lineage: Eukaryota; Metazoa; Chordata; Actinopteri; Syngnathiformes; Syngnathidae. The record is from RefSeq and is a predicted model, not a curated record. Gene Ontology annotation, molecular function: UDP-glucose:glycoprotein glucosyltransferase activity.
CAGAUAGACCGGCAUCUCUUUCGCCUAACCGGUUGCUAGCAUGCCAAUGGUUGUUACUAGACGCUCAAAAUAGCAACCGGUACUCAUUGCCUUAGUGUGGUGGCGGACAGCAUCAAUAACCUGGUUCAUGCAACUUUGAAGGAUCGCAUGGGAAACGAGUAUGAGGAACAUUAUUAUGCUGUCCCUGCUCCUGAUCACCACGCAACACAAGGCGUCUGCAUCUAAAAGUGUCUCAGCAAGUCUAAAAGCCAAGUGGCAGACGACACCCUUUCUUUUGGAGACAAGUGAGUUUAUUGGAGAGGACAACAAUGAGAAAUUCUGGCAGUUUGUUGACACCGUGAAGGAGCUCACUGUGUACAAGCAAGGAGAGUCUGUCCGCUCAUACUACAAUUUAAUAAUCAAGAAAGCAAACCAGUUCCUGACGGAUCUUCAAGUGAACCUGCUGAAAUACGCUCUCUCUUUGCGCUUCUACUCACCAGCUGUUCACGCUUUCCAGCAGAUAGCCAGCCAUGAACCUCCUCCGAUGGCCUGUACCGCCUUUGUCUCCAUUCAUAGUCAACACAGCUGCAACACAAAAGACAUAAAGAAGCUCCUAAAGGCAGCUGCAGGCAGGCCCAAACCGUAUUUGUACAAGAGUGAUCACAUAUAUCCAGGUGCUAAUAAAACAGAUGUUCCCGUUGCAAUCCUGUACGCCGAGAUCGGAACCAAGAAGUUCAGCACCUUUCACACCGUGCUGUCAGAGAAGGCUGAUGGGGGUGCUCUUACGUACGUACUGCGGCAUUUUGUGGCGAACCCAAAGCAGCAGAUGAUGCUUUUGUCUGGCUAUGGCGUGGAGUUAGCCAUUAAAAGCACAGAAUACAAAGCAGUUGACGACACCCAAGUCAAAGAUUCAAAGACAAUCAUUAAUGCAGAGGAUGAUGAAAAGGAUGAAAUCCAAGGAUUCUUUUUUGGAACGUUAAAGAACUCUCACCCUGAUCUCCAAGAUCAGCUUGGUGAACUCCGUAAGCAUCUUGUGGAUAGCACCAAUGACAUGGCCCCUCUCAAAGUGUGGGAGCUGCAAGACCUAAGCUUCCAAGCGGCUGCUAGAAUCCUGUCUGUGCCAAAGUUUGAUGUUUUGAAGCUCAUGCGAGACCUCAGUCAAAAUUUUCCAGCGAAGGCAAGAUCACUGACAAGAGUGGCCGUAAAGAAGGAGAUGAGAAAAGAAAUUGAGGAGAACCAAAAGCAUCUCAGUGAGACAAUUGGUGUUCAUCCAGGAGACGGAGAGCUCUUUAUCAACGGUCUGCAUAUUGAUCUAGACAUUCACAACCCUUUCAGCAUUUUAGAGAUCCUCAGAGGCGAGGCCAGGGUAUUGGAGGGUCUUCACAACUUAGGUGUAAAAGGAGGAGAGCAUCAGAGCACACUGCUGAAAUUACCUGUGAACCACGUGGCGGACAGCUAUGCCUUGGAUAUCAGACAUCCAGCUAUAAUGUGGAUAAAUGACAUUGAGAAUGAUCCAGUGUACAGCGGCUGGCCGGCAGGUGUACAGGAGCUGUUGAGAACCACCUUUCCGGGAGUCAUCCGACAGAUCAGACGGAAUCUUUUCAACUUGGUGCUAUUCCUUGAUCCGAAAGAGGAGAAAAGUGUUGAGCUGGUGAAACUUGCCCAACUCUUCUAUAAACACAAGAUCCCCCUGAGAAUUGGAUAUGUGUUUGUUGUCAACGGUGAAGAUGAGAUUGAUGGCUUCUCGGAUGCCGGGGUCGGCUUUUACCGACUUCUGAAUUACAUCACAGACGAGUAUGAUUUAUCCCAGGCGCUGAUAUCCAUGGCUUCAUUGUACAACAGACUCGAUGAAGGGGAGACAUUGACGACUGACACAAUUUCUGCCUUCUUGAAGAGUAAAUUCCCUAAAGCCAACGCUGAAAGGAUCCUAGGUGCAGAAUCGGAAUAUGAUGCCAAAAGGAAGGACGGUGCCCUCUUCUAUAGAAAGAGUGGCCUAGGUGCCCUUCCUUUGGCUUUAUUUAAUGGAGUCCCCCUAAGUUCAGAUGAGAUGGAACCGAAUGAGCUUGAGAGCGUCAUCUUGCAGCGCAUCAUGGACUCCACCACUGCCUUCCAGAGAGCUGUUUUUAUGGGUGAGCUGACGGAGGGGACAGAUGUGGUGGAUUACUUAAUGGAGCAGGCUAAUGUAGUACUUAGAAUGAAUCCACUUAUUCUAAAUACGGACCGGAAGUACCUGGACUUCACUGCCACACCAGUUGUCGAUGACUGGGAUGACACAACUAUGUUUUCAUUCCUGGACUCCAAAGACAAGACCGCUGUGAUGGCGAAGAGAAUGAAAUACUUUACAAAUAAUGAUGAGGAUGGGAUGAGUGCUGUGACCAUGUGGAUUGUAGGAGAUUUUGAGAAAGCAUCUGGAAGAAAAAUGUUGCUUGGUGCUUUAAAACAUUUGAUAGCCAGCCCUGGAGUGCGUGUGGGGGUGAUAGAUAAUCCCAGUGGAAGGCCCAGCGAAGAUAACACGGUUCUGUACAGGGCAAUCUGGGCUUCUCUCCUCACCCAGAAGAAUAAAGCUGCAGCUGAGUUUGUGCGAAAACUUCUGAGGGAGCAAAGUAACCAACUCCUCCAGCAGGGGACCAAGAUGAAGGACUUGCUGCUGCAGGGCAUGGAUACAGAUGCCUUUGAGAAGAAGUUCAACACUCUUGAAGUUAAUUUUGUCCGCAGUCAGCAACUCUUCUGCCGGGACGUCCUAAAACUGAGUGGCGGACAGGGGGCAGUCAUCAGCAAUGGCAGGAUCCUCGGGCCACUCGAGGAGCAAGAGGAAUUCACUGAGGAGGAUUUCCAGUUGCUGGAAAUCAUUACUCGAAGCGGCUCUGCAGAGAAAGUCAAAGCCCAAGUUAAACUGAUGAAAAUGAAGCCAAAGCACGCCAGUGACCUGGUCAUGAAGGUUGAUGCCCUCCUAACUGCAGCCCCCAAGGGAGAAGUCAGAAGGGAUGUGAACUUUCUCCAAAACAUCCACAGUGUGCUCCAGCUCUUGCCACGUGAAAACGAAGUGUUCUAUGAUGUGGUGGCCAUUGUUGACCCACUUACCAGAGUGGCACAGAAGCUGUCCACUCUGCUGAUUGUGCUCAGUCAAGUGGUCAACUUAAAGCUGCGGUUGUUCAUGAAUUGCAGGGCCAAGUUGUCCGAGAUGCCCCUCAAGAGCUUUUACUCCUUUGUGUUAGAGUCUGACGUCACCUUCCUAGCCAAUGACACUGUGUCUGCUGGCCCUGUGGCCCGCUUCAUAGAGCUCCCUGAAUCUCCUCUACUCACCCUUAAUAUGAUCACACCAGAGGGCUGGAUGGUGCAGGCCCUGCGCAGCCCCUACGACUUGGAUAACAUUCACCUCCAGGAGGUGAGCGGGGCUGUAACCGCAGAGUAUGAGCUGGAGCACAUUUUGCUGGAGGGUCACUGCUUUGACCUGUCAACUGGCCAGCCUCCUCGUGGUCUGCAGUUUACCUUGGGCAUGAGUCGAGACCUGCUCAUGUAUGACACCAUCGUUAUGGCUAACCUGGGGUACUUUCAGCUGAAAGCCAAUCCGGGUGCCUGGACGCUACGACUGCGUAAAGGACGAUCAGAGGACAUCUACCAGAUUAUUUCUCAUGAUGGAACCGAUUCCCCAGCAGACGCAGGUGAUGUCAGUGUGUUGCUGAACAGCUUUCACAGUAAGAUCAUUAAAGUCAGGGUUCAAAAAAAAGCAGACAAGAUGAAUGAGGAUCUUUUAAGUGAAACGAGUGAAAACAAAGGCCUGUGGGACUCAAUAGCAAGGAGAUCUUAUUCAUCCCCAGGAUCCAGACUACAUUAUUAUGCUGUAAGAGCUAGUCUUGCAAAAAAUAUGUGCUUCUGUAGGUAUGUUGUUUGGAGCACUUUUGAGAAAAGCAUCGCAGGAGGAGGCUCCAAGAAGAACGAUGAAGAAAAGGAGAAAGACAAUGUUCUAAACAUAUUUUCAGUCGCCUCUGGUCAUCUGUACGAGCGCUUUCUGAGGAUCAUGAUGCUGUCUGUCCUUCGCCAUACCAAAGCACCUGUCAAGUUCUGGUUUCUCAAGAAUUACCUCUCACCCUCAUUCAAGGAAACCAUCCCCUACAUGGCGCAGUCAUACGGUUUUAAGUAUGAACUUGUGCAGUACAAGUGGCCACGUUGGCUCCACCAGCAGACCGAGAAGCAGCGCAUCAUUUGGGGCUACAAGAUCCUCUUCCUGGACGUUCUCUUCCCCUUGGCUGUGGACAAGAUCAUCUUUGUGGACGCCGACCAGAUAGUACGGGCUGAUCUGAAGGAUCUGCGAGAUCUGGACCUGGAGGGCGCGCCGUACGGAUACACACCUUUUUGUGACAGCCGCAAAGAGAUGGACGGCUAUCGAUUCUGGAAAAGCGGCUACUGGGCAUCACAUUUGGGACACAGGAAGUACCACAUCAGCGCGCUGUACGUGGUCGACCUGAAGAAGUUCCGCAAGAUCGCGGCGGGGGACAGACUGCGAGGCCAGUACCAAGCGCUGAGCCAGGACCCCAACAGUCUGUCAAACCUGGACCAGGACCUGCCCAACAACAUGAUCCACCAGGUGGCCAUCAAGUCUCUUCCUCAGGAGUGGCUGUGGUGCGAGACGUGGUGUGACGACGCCUCCAAAGUCUCGGCAAAAACCAUCGACCUGUGCAAUAACCCCAAGACCAAAGAGCCCAAACUGACGGCGGCGGCGAGGAUUGUGCCCGAGUGGCUCGGCUACGACAACGAGAUCAAACAUCUGCUGAAGACAAUCCAGGAAGACACCACGACAAAGGGGGCGACGCCAUCGCAACAAAGUAAAGGACACAAGCGUGAUGAACUUUAGCGUAUCAGAAUCUUCGCCUGAUGCCUCAGGUUUUUUUUGUCAAGAGACAAACUGAAAGCAUUAAGAAGAACAGGAUUUUUUUUGUUAGCAUCAAUUGAUGCUAAUUUGAACAUUUUUCAAGCCUUUAUUAUGAUUUUUGAUGAAGUGAACCUCGUGACUGAACUUUUGCCAAAUCUCCAGGAGAACAAGCAGGAUCCGUCCAUCCUGAAGUCAUCAAUAAAUUCUUCCGUGAGUUUACCCACCAUCAUUUUUACACUUUCAACCAUUUCCUUUGACACAACAACGUUGUUAUUUAUUCUACUGGGGAAGCCUUUAAGACAAUUUGCUGCUGACAAAGUUCAAAUGUGUUACAAGUACUGUGUGCUAAUAACUACCUUCUCAUUUGCCACGCCCACAAACACUUUAUCUACCAAGGAGUAUUAGGGGGGAAUAUUACUAUAAAACGUCCUUUUUUUUUUUGUAAUAAAUGCAUCCCUGUGACACCAGCAGCUAUUAGGUUUUAAAAAUUAUAUAUUACAAAAAUAUUUUAUUUUUCAGUGUUUAGACUUUGUUCUUGUGAAACAUCAUUUUUAGCUUGUAGAUUAUCUACCUCUUCCCUUGGGACUUUAUUCUAAAUUACAAUUUUUUUCUCAUAAAAAUUCUAAUUUUGUAUUUUUCUCUACGCCUAUAAAAUGAGAAACUAAUCUUACAGUAGUAAAAUGUUAACUGUAAAAUCAGAAUAAAGUAUAACUACUUUUUUAAAUAAUUUUGUCAUCAUGACUCAUUUCUCGGAAUGUCUUAGUCUUAUUCAUAAUAGUUCUACUUAAUGUUUAUAAGAUUAUAAAUAACGUCACCAAUUAUAUAUUAAUUUAAUCCCGUAAAAUAACAAUGUUCCUUUUCUCAAAAAGGAUACAUUUUUAUUGAAUAUUGACUUUACUGGUUUGAGAAUCCACAAUUUGCCCGUAAUAUUCCAAUUUAAUUGUCAUAAAAUUAAAAAAAAAGUCUUGUAAAAUACUUAAUUUUAUUUUUUUGUAAUAUUCAAAUUUUAUUCUCGCAAAAUUACCUUUUCCUGUAUCCUAAUUAUAACCAUAUUCUGCCUUUUUUCUAGUAAAAAUAGGACUUUAAAACCCAUUGGAUCCUAAAAUGUUAAACUUAGUUUACUUUUCCAGUCCAGGUAUGAAACAACCUGACAUGAAACUACAGUACUGAUGACUAUUUACUUAAAUAUCAGUAAAGUACUAUAUUAGUUACACCAGAAUCUAUUACAUCAAGCAUGUCUGUAAUAUUAUUCUAUUUGCCCAAUUUCCUCAUAGUUAGCAUUGUUUAAGCAUUUAGGAUUCUUUGGUUGUUGGGGAGCUGUGUGGUUAUGGAAGAAGUGGACGUGUUUCCUCCAUCACAAAUCUUGCCAUAUCAUUCAUUAUUAAAUUUUUCAAGCUAACUCUAAUUUCAAAAAAGGAAAGUAUUACUGCUUUGUGUAUCAAAUAUUGUUGAACGUCACAGUUGUGUACAUGUUUAACUUAUUACAGUAUCUUUACGUCUUUGGUGAAUCCUUGUUUUUAUUUCAUCAGCGUCUCAGGAAUGAACUUUAACUUGUUGCUGCUCUCGGCAAGAGUCUUAA